AGUUUGCGAACUCUUAAGAAGCUUAAAUCGCGAAUAAGUUGUUGAGUGUCCCCCAUAACAUUUCAACUUCCACUCCGUUUUCUCUCCAAGUUUUACCACUCAAGUUUUACCACUCUUCGUUUCUUUGAAAAAUUGUACUAAGUACGUGUACUUUAACGCAUAUCUUAAUCUUCUUCGGAGUAACUAACUACUUAUCGUAGUGCAAGAUGAUGCGUUUUUCUCUGUGCGUCAUGGCGAUGGAGGAAGCCAUGGCUAUGAAGCUGUUGCAGAAACAAAAGAUGGCUCCUGCUGCUGGCGUUGGUGCUGGAGAUGGUGCAGCUGGCGCUGGUGCUGGCUCCCCCGCUGCUGGCGACGCUGCUCCCGCCCCUGCAGAUGCCUCAACUCCGAAGCCUGAUGCGUCAAAAAAGGACCUUGCGGCCAACUUGUUCUUUGCUUUUGAUAUGGAUGAUGUUGUUGUUGAUGCAUCACCAGCCGUGGAGGACCACGAUGAGAUCAGUCCGAUUGGAGGUGGACUGAGUCCCAUAGUUAAGGGUACACCUUUAAGGUGCUUUUCUUACCGCUUUUUAUGCCUCUCUCCCUUAGGAUGAGAAAGGCAUAACAAGCGGGGGAACCCGCGAGCACCAAAAACCUACCUCUAACAUAGGGAAGGUCGAAGGGAUUGCUCACGUUGUCGAUGGUGCAGACGAUUUUCUUGCGGGGUUAGGAGCUCCAGUUGACCAUUUGGUGGCCCCCUUUGACGCCGCUGAUGACGCAGUUUUAGCUUUGGGUGCAGCCUUUGACGCGGCUGCUGAGAGCGAUGAUGAUGAAGGUGAAGAUGACGAUGACGAUGACGAAGAUGAUGCUCGUAUCCCGUUUGGAGAUGGGAAACUGUACCCUGAUGAAUUGACGGAACCGCACCUCGAGCUCUCUCGCGCCGUCCAAGCUUGGUACAAAGAUCGCUGGAACAAGCAGAUUCCCAGUAUUGUCGACAUGUGUGAAGCUAUCAAACCCGGGAACAGAGCCUACGUGCAUUUCAUGAACCAACAUGGGCCUCUAGGCCUGUGGAACGUGGCAACAGGACAACUGAAUCACUUGUCAUUAAGGCUUCUGUUGAUAUAUUUAUAUGACUCAGUCGGGCUGCACGGUCCCCCCCCCUGUGGAUCGCCCUGGGGUGACGCCUGCGCGCUCUUUUCCGCGCUGAUUUUCGCGGAUUCUAGUGGUGGAAGGCGGCAAGACUAGGCGCGGGCGUCUCCUUGCGCCUCUCUGCAUGUUCCUAAGGGGCCGCCUGGCCUCUGCUGACCCUCGCAGGCUGGAGGCCUCUGGGGGAGGAGGCCGCCGAAGGUCUCAAGAGCAAGCAGGCCGAUGACGCAGGGCCCGGAGGGUACAGGCCACACGGCUCAGGGGGUCCAGCCUUGCGCGUUUUGCCGCCUCCGGAAGCCUUCCACGCCCGGCGCGCUGCUGCGGCGGCGAAGGACGUCGGCAGUCUGCAGGGUACUUGCAAGGGCCCUCCGGGUCUCUCGCGACUUCUCUGGGAGCCUUCCAGUCCCGGCAGACGGCUCCCAAAAGGUUUGGGGGCUACCGGCUCCCCCUGCGCUAGGGGGGGCACCGUAGCCCCGAGCCCUGGACCAUAUGUUUAUAACUUGAUGACUAGAGCACAGUUUCGCUUGAAUGAUUCUGCGAUGAUCGAGGCACGUUAAUACAGAUAGACACAGACAACUCAUUGAUGCUAAAGCUCUUUCUAUCUUCGGAGCAAGGUUGUGCAGAAGGGUUGAGCGGCUCGUUCACAUCCAUACAUAGGACCAAGUCAGAGGGUCUCAUUUACUACAGUUAUUACUAGCGAUAGGCCUGCAAACCUCUAGUAUUGAUAUUGAAAGAGAACUUAUAGUGCCGGGGGGCAGAAGCAUAUACAACUCGUAUGAAAAAGAAAAAUUGAAUGGGGACGAUACCGAUCAUACGGAGUCACAUCCCUAAAUUGACUGCUUAGUAUUAAUCCUUCUUAUUAGUCGUUAUUAUUAAGUAGGCAUCCCCGAAUUUUUUAAGUUAAUACAACAAGAAUUUCUAAUCAAAGCCUCGAUGUUGGGAGACAAACCUUAUCGGGCGCAGAAUGUUGGGGACCUCAAAUCGCAAAAAGUUGUGAUGGGCCACCGUUUCGUCUCCCCUCUCCUGAAUCUUUCGCCGCUGCCAGAAGGAGUAUUAAGAUUUUCAUCUUCUUGAUGGCGUUUAUUAUUUUCAUGUAGAUGAUAAAUUUCUUUACGCUUCUUUGAGAUGCGGUAUGAAUUUACAUCCACCAGUAGAUAGGUAGUCCCUUUUUCUUCAUUUUUUCAUUCGUUUCUUUUUUUAGAUAGAGCUCGACGGACUGUGACUGACAUACAUGUUGAUGGCGUUUAUUUCCAUAUACACCUCUCUAAGUCUUAGAUGCAGUCAUCACCUGAUGAUACGAUUCAAGUUCGUGUAAGUAGUUUAUUUUCGUAUGGAGCAACAUAUUCGAGUACCAAGCACUUCAGCAUUAUCUUCACUGUAGCUGUGCGUUUUAGUUUUUAAUAGGGUUGGAUCUUCUUCCUUGGACUAGAGGCUGAAAUAGAACCGCCAGGCAUAGACCCACGUCGAAUCUCCACCACAGUAUCCAAAUAUUCAUUUUACAAUGACUAACUAAUGAAGUGGAUUAAUGACUGACUAAUGAAAGCGGCUACAAUCUAAACAAUUCAUCACUCUUCUUAUUUUACAAACCACCACAGUAUACCUUGUUGACUGAAUCGCGAAGAUUGGCUACAUAUGCUGGAGACGCUGUGUACCGCAAAGCGAAGUACAACAUUGUGGACAUGUUGUUCCUGAAGUUAAGGCCGCUUACCCUAGCAAUUGCCCAUCCUCAGAUUAUCUGAAGAUCUUGGAAAAGCUGUCAGGAGCCCUUACAUUGAUAUUAAUCAGAAGCUGGUCAGCUACAGUUGAAUUAAUCAGACCAAUUGAUUGUUGUCCCAUAAGGGGACAAAAACAGUUCUCCUUGAUCGUCUUCAACAGCUCCAAGAAGACAAGGAGAGAACAGCUCCAAGAAGAAGAAUAUCACCAAGACACUAGCCUGGUGCUCGACCAAUCGUUACUCAGAAGAUGGCUAUUCCAUAAUGUCUCUUGGCUGGUUAUGUUGAACCGCGACAGGGACACACAUGACAUUUUGCGUGAGCUCUAAUGAAGGCCGGCGAAGGAGGAAAAUUUUGCCACUAUCAUCUGGGAGGUAAGGGUGAUCUUUGGACCGUCGAAAAUUCGUUAGGAUACGCCAAUCAUAUUCGGUACUAUUUAUUACUUAUUUGUUCUUGAUGUUGAUGUUCCUUCUCAGUAUACUAGAUUUUUCUCAUGUUCGGGUAAGAAUCUACUUACUUACACCCACUGGCGCGGCGCACUCCUAUUUUUUCAGUGCUUUUUUACUUUUUUUAGUACGAAUCCACCCAGCAUCAAGGACAAUAAGUUGAUCGAUAGAGAAGAUCAGAUCUUCUAAUCUUCAUCAGGAACAAUAAGGCAUUAAUGAGCCACUGGCACUUAUCCCACGCUUAUAUUAUAACUCAUUAUUAAUGAUAUACGACGACAACAACAACAGAUACACGGAGUCCCCACUGCAACCGGUCAUGAACCAGGAUGGGUCUCGUACAGGCAAGUAUAAGUAUGCACCAGGAAAAGAGCUGAAAAGCGUUUAUUACCCAGUCGAACUCAUGAACCAAAUGGUCAGGGUAAUGGAACCUUUACUGAAGCUUGCUCGUCGUGUCAUUCUGGACCCGACUUGGUACGCAGAGCGCGCAGCCGGACUUGUUAUGGACACGGACCUGCAUAAUCCCUUGAAGCAGUGUAAAGAUAUAAUAAGCUUGACAGAUGGGAUUCAUUCAUUGGAUUUCUCUACUUAGCAUAUCUCGUACAGGCGUGAAGAUUGAUAGAGAUUUGAUUUGACAGAUUGGAUUGAUUCAUUGGAUUUUUUCUCUACUAGCUUACCUCGAAGAUCUUGUAUAGGUACACCGCGUGAAUGGGUACAUCACUGCUACUCCUAUGACUAGUAUUUAGCGACUUUAUUUCUCGAAUGGUAGGCACGUGAUCAAUCAAAAAAAUUUAUCAAAGAAUCGUGUAGCUCCAGCUCUAAACUUCAUGCGGAACAGAAGGUAGAUUUGGAUAGCAAGGUGAAUGCAUUUAAAAAGGCUUGGGAGCCUUUGGUGCGUGCGAGACCGCAAACCCGGAAGAUUUGGAGAAAACGUGGAAUGACAAAUUUGCCACUUCGAUCUCGAGCGUCUGGCGCCAAGGUAAAAGCUAAAGCCGCGAACGCUGGUGGUAUGCCUGCUGCUGAUGGUGGUAUGCCUGCUGAAGUUCCACCUUUGCCUUUGCCUGCUGCAGCGGCUGCUGGUGGGGGUGGUGCUGGUGGUAUCUUUUCGACACCUAAAAAGGGGAACAAAAAGAAAAUCAGCGUCCCUUUUCCCCUCGGGGCAGGUGGGGGUGCUGCAGAUUCUCCUCAUGGCGAUCAUCCAGAGCUGCCUGCCUUGCCUGGUUUCUCGACGCCCAAGGGUAAACUCGGCGGUGCUUUUCCAGGAGGCGGUCAUCCAGAGCUGCCUGCCUUGCCUGGUUUCUCGACGCCCAAGGGUAAACCCGUCGGUGCUUUUCCAGGAGGCGGUCUUUCUUCUUUUCUGACUGUUGCCGCCGAUAUAGGUUCUCCUGAUGUUGCCGCUCCUGCAGGUGACUCUUUUGUGCUUCCUUCUACCAUCGAUCUUGGAGAUGCCAUGGGUGCAUUCAUUGCAAGCACUGGCGCUGGCUUUUCAUCUUUUCCCUUGGCGAAGUCGAUGUUUGGGGGUGGUGAUGAUGGCGCAUGUGGUGAUGAUGGCGCAUUCAAAGAAUGGAUUUCCUCAACAAAUGGACAAAUCAUGGAGAAAGCGCCAUCAUCGGUACUUCCUUAAGGAUUUGAUGAAAUGAAAAGUUUUAGUACUUCACAAGAUUAGAUCAUUAUCAUUUCCUCCACCCCAUUCAUUAUAGCAUCCUGCAGUAGCAUCCCGCACUAGCAUCCUGCACUUCUAGCAUCCCUGACUCUUUCAUUCCCCACUGAGACAGAAGUCGGGGAUGUUCUGAGUCUAACGGAUGCAAUGUUGUAGUCAAACCCUCUAACUUCUCUCUCUCACCGAGCUUCCUCCUGCGCUUCCUGUACCGAAAGGGAAACCUGCUGCAGGCCUUGACAUUGCUGAGGCUCCUUUGGCGUCAAUCGCUGCACUCGGAGUGCCUGCAUCACCUCUGCCUGAUGGAGUUGCGGAAUCUUUCUUUGAAAUGGUAGCUGAGCCGCCUGCGACGCCCCCAGUGAUAGCUGAGCCGCCUGCGACGCCCCAAGUGGUAGCUGAGCCGCCUGCGACGCCCCCAGCCAAGCAACCAGUUCUAGAUUUUGAGACGCCCCCAGCCAAGCAACCAGUGGUUACAUCACCUGUGGCACCGCAUGUUGCAGCCGCUGGUGCUCUAGCAGAUCCCGAGACGCCCCCAGCCAAGAAAGCAAUUCUUGCAUCACCCAAAGCGAUGGGGUUCGCUCUUGCGCCGCCUCCUGCUCCGUUAAGGCAACAUAGGUGAUUUUGUACUCGGUGAUUUUGUAGAGAAAAGCACUUCAUCUUUUUACCAACUACUUUGUUUCUUGUUCUUGUUCUUGAGUAGAUCAAGCUAGCUUAGCUAUGAAUUCCACUGGGCUCGCUUAGGGCUCCACUGGAAUUCAUAGCUAAGCUGUUCCUACAACUGUAAUCUGAUGAUAGUACUAGGUAGAAGAUCUAGAUAUGGCUGGAGAUAGAACCAUUCUAGCUCUUCUAACAUUGCUCCUCGUCGCCGAUCGCCGUCGUCAUGUUGAUUUUCCUAUAGAAGAUUCUCCGGAGGAUGACGACGACGAUGAGGAGAGGAUUCACAUGGAUGGCGACAUGGACGAAGACAGUUACCCUGGUCAAUGGGACAAUACCCAGAUGAAGCAGCUUGUUUCGCUCUCGCCGUCAGACAGAAUGAGCAUGCCUGCUUAUCACGCAGAGUUGAUCCGAUUGCUGUUUCACAUGUGGGAUGCGCAAGCUCGGCAAACCAGAGUGACAGGUAUUUCACUUACAAUUUUUUAGGAAGUAUAUUAAGUAUUUACAUGAUAGCAGGGUAACACAAUUUCAGACUCCGUUCCUACAGUCAUUAACAAGAAUGGAAUUAGCGGCGUACACAUAACAUAGCCAGAGCAGUUUAUAGCACGCGUGGUGCAUGGAGUAGCAUGGAGCUCAUGGAGCGACGACCCAUAAGGGACGCAAGAGGCGCCCUUUUUAGCUCCAUGCAACUCCAUGCGAUCCGUGCACUCCAUGCCAUGCGAGCCGGCAAACCUUAUAUAUAGACUACUCUGACAUACCGACGAGAGUGCCAGGCUUUGGCCUUCAGUUGUCAAUCAGCUAGGUAGGUAAAAACUGCCCAAAGGCCUGACGUUGGCUUGGGUGGAGGCAAUGACAUGAAAGACUGGAAAUUGAGAGGUAACGUUUUUACGUGAUUACAACAGUGUUGUAUAUUUCUCUCAAACUGAUAUAUAACAGACCACUGAGAGGUACUAGAAAUGAUAUGUGUAACUUCUACAGUACUGUUAUUGUCUAUGCGAUGAAGCAGACGAUAUUGGAACUCUCUACAAUCCUAGGAGUUGUGCGCACUUCUGGGAUUUGAGCAGACAAAAAUGAUGAUGUGAAAGUGGCUACUGUAGUAAGUAGACGCUUUUAAGCUAAAAACAUCUGAAAAAGUGACUAAGUAACCUCCUCCCAUGCUAUUACUAAACUUUUUUUUGCUCGAUGCGUGCAAUGCUGCGCCGCUCUUGUGGACAAACGUAAACUUGCCAGCGUCGCUGGCUUGGCCUACGCCAGACUAGCACUCCCGGUGGGGUUCUUAAGCCGGCGCCCGAAGGGCGCCCCGCAAUUGGAGACGCCCAGCGUCACGCUGGGGGCACAAUUCGGCAGAUCUGGCACAUUUGGGUCGCCCAGCGACCCAGUGUGCCCAGCGUGCCCAGCUCAGCUAUGUUGGGAAGCCUUAUAAACUGUUCCGUAUUUAUAUAAAUUGUCACUCCUAUUGCUACUCAAGACGACUCGUUGCUGAUCAGGAUAAGCCAUAAGUAUGACAACGACAAACUACCAACUGCUCACGUUUUCAGUUGACAUGGUCGACUACGAAAGAAGCCUGUUCGGAGAAGACAAGCGCGAUGAAGCGGAUAAGAAAAUUUUUGAGAGCGCAGAAUAUUUCGGUGCCCCCGAUUUGAGUGCUUACACGAAUCCUCAGGGUGGCGAUCGUGAAGCGCUUGGUGCGCAGGAUGGAGGCGAUGCUCUGCGUCAAAUUUCGGAGAAUCUGGUACUUCUAUCAGAUCUAUCUUUAUCUAUGUAUUCGAUCCUCAUGACGUUUCUAGUUCUUACUGCAAAUUAUGUACACAGUUCGUUUCCUCAUUCUCUCUAAUGAUAUCAGUCUUCAAAAGUAAUGUGUUUGCAGUGGUGAAGUAAGUAAAAGUAUAUCCAGCCAUACGAUGUAUUACGACUUUCGAAUGACCACGUAGUGGAGAAAUUUAUCAGGUUCUAGUAUAACUUAUAGUACUGUAACGAACAAUUGAGGAUUUUUUUUGUACCUCCAAAUUGAAUGAUUAUUUGUUCUUCCCCAGUAAGUAUGCUCGUAAUCUACUUGCGUAAACUCUGCUGUCCUCGUAGUAGAGGCAGAUACGGAGAAGUCGCUGUCGUACCCAUCUAAUCGAAUCUAACCCACCUGCAGGAUGGGCAAGGUGGGCUAGAAGACACCUGGGACGCCUUGUUUCCGACGCGAGAGGCUCACCGUUAUCUCCCGAAAGUGCUGGUGAUCCGCGACGAGAUCUACGAAAAUUUCCGGGAAAAGUACAAUCACGACCACCGGGACAUCCAGCCACCCCCACCGCAGGGACACCUCCCAUUCGAUCUAUCUGUUAAGGCUUUCGUCCCUCAACAAUAUCAUUGGAUCUUUAAUCUCGGUUCUUGCUGUGGGAAGAUUUUCUACAGCCUCUAUCGGGAUCAUCCCUCAGCCGUAUGUACGUGUUGUACCCAAAUGCAAGGGAGACCAUGAUAGUAUAUAUAAGCAGGGAUGACAUGUUAUUAUACGAGGGAUCGACUCCUGGACAGGGAAGAUGAACUGAAAGACAGGAAUAAACUGGGAUGAAUUACUCUAAUUUUGGCUGGAGACAAGCAUGGGACUUGUUGCAAAAAGUUGGCGCCGCGAAAUUGUGUUAUGACGAAGAGGAUUGCCAAACGCAGGUGCGCGGCCUUCGCUUGGGCGAUUCGAUGAGCAUCCAGGUGGAAGCCGAAGUGGUGAUUUCGUGUCCUCCAGAGAAUUCUAUCGCUGCUUUCUACGAAGCCACUAACUUGGAUACUACCAUGAUUGAUCCGACCAUUGAAGCAGUCUUCGAUGAUGCAACUCCUGCGUUACCCCAACUAGGUCGUGAACCUUUGGCGCGGCCGUUUGCAGUAUGGGGAAAGGGUUUGAGCCGUGCACAGUAUAUCGAUCGGGUUCGCGAGAUGCUGCAGUUGACCGAUGCUGAGAUUGAGAUGGCAAAGGGUGGCGACAGUCCGACUCCGAUGGCAACCAUUCCGAGAGUUAGGCGGCCAGGUGCCCUUCCCAUAGGGGUUGAGGUGCAGAAGCGCGAUUUUCGGGGCAAUUUUUUUCCGGUGUUUUUCUCGCGUGAACACCUGGUGUUUUCCAAGCGUAUGCGACGAGUUGUCGGGUUUCAGGUCCCGUCGGGUGAUGCGAACGAUCAGCCGUUUGUUAUCCCCAUUAAGGAAGACGAUUACUACCUCCGAUCAUUACCCUUCCUCUCCCCCUCCUUCCUCCUUUACCUUUUUCCCCUUCUCCAAAACUUAGGAAAUGUUCGGGUGUAUUAGAUUAGUGUUAGUUAUGGAUCUAAUAAAGAUUAACUAAUCCACUAUCGUCUAGAACAAUUACACUACAUUAAAAGGAAGUUCACACAUUGAAAUCCAUCUUGUCCCAAAAUGAUGGUCUUCAUGGUCAUCUUCCUUGUGGUCUCAACAAAAUUAAGUACUCGAGAAAAUGCUUUUUACCUGUCAACAAGAUGAGUUUUUUUGUGACUUCUAACACUGAGGAGCAGUCCGCAGCUGUGGAAAAUUGUCAUGAUGCGUCCAAGUUUUUGCCGGAAGCGAUGACUAACGGGCAAAUUGGACCGGGAUACUUCGAGUCGCCGCUGAUGAUGAAUCGUCUUGGGAAAAACCGUCUCGAAGAUCCGCGACAGAUAAAGAGCGACCCUCGUCACCCACACGGAUAUGAAGAUCCAUUAUUUGGCGAAAAAAAAGGGGAUGAGCAACAGCAAGCCGCACCAGCAGGGUCGUUUGCCCCUGCUCCGCCGCUACCUGGCGGCUUCCUCGAGACAACUUCUGGCUUCGACGAAAGACUUGAAAGUUCUUUGCCUGGGAAAGAUACUUCCUUUUUCCAAGCUGAGAUGGGCGUGGGUUCUACUCCUGCUCGAGAAGGAGAUGGAGGUGCAGCUAAAUACGUGGAGGUUCACAAUGAUGGAAAAAAAGGCUUCUACGGUUAUCGUGUUCCCUCAGCGCUGUCUUUGUCCUCCGCAGAUAUGAACAAGGCCGCGAAGGAAGUUGUGGAGAGCUUGUUCCCCAAUGCUGCAAAGAAAACUGCUUACAAGAUCAAGGGUGGCGCGAAAAAAACCAGAGAGGCCACGAUGACCUUGAUCGAAGCGAUGGAAGAGGAAUAUCAAGGCUUUGUUCAUGGGAAGAUGACCGCUGUGUGGACGAAGAAGUACGCUGCUGAUGUGGGAAGUGCAGGGCAGGCAGAGGCCGAAACGAAAGCAGGGAAGGCUCCGACUUCUCCGGUCGUCCCAGUUGCCAGCUUCCGAAGUGUGUCUUCCACUUCGAUCGCUUCCACCUCCGCCAAGGCUACAGCGAAAGAGGUGAUCCGCCAUAUGUGGCUCUUGGCUCGUGCAUAUGCUGUGUGGAAGAAGUACUAUCAACAUUAUGGCGUGACCCAGGAACAAGGCACAACAGGCGCGACACCAUUGAUCAACCAGUUCAACUUGUGGCUUGCCGAUAUGGAACAACGCGUGGCGGACUUUCAGGAAAAAGAGCGGUCCAAGGCUGUUUUCGCGGAUUUAUUGGUGAAAACGCUGGCUGGCACUCGGAGUGGAGCGAAAGUGGAAGGAUGA
Amoebophrya sp. A25 is the source of this 10150-nucleotide messenger RNA. The record is from the annotation of a GenBank genome assembly. NCBI's taxonomy places the organism in Eukaryota, Dinophyceae, Syndiniales, Amoebophryaceae.